This is a messenger RNA of Raphanus sativus (radish), 1350 nucleotides long. RefSeq names its product vegetative cell wall protein gp1-like. Lineage: Eukaryota; Viridiplantae; Streptophyta; Magnoliopsida; Brassicales; Brassicaceae. The transcript is spliced from 2 exons. Bases 1 to 1350 code for a protein of 449 amino acids. The record is from RefSeq and is a predicted model, not a curated record.
AUGUCUUGUCCUCUCAUUCUCAUCUCCAUCGCCUUAACAAUAACAUUCAGUAAUCAUUCUUUACAGGCAACAAAUCUACCUUUAAGGAUCACUGACAUUAUCCUAUGCAACAACAAUAACAUCUUCUUAAGAUCAGGAUCAUCUGGCGAACUUGAAUGCAGAUUCCGACGAUCAAAACCGAUCCUAGGACAGGAGACAAAAGGUCAUUACGGGGAAUCCAGUGUUUUAUGUCCUGAAAACAAAAAGUGUUCAAGAAACGGGAAAAAUCAGAUAUUAUUCGCACUAAAGAAACAUCCAGGGAGAAAGUCUAAGCGGAUUCUGAAACAAAUUAGAAAAGCAAGACAUGUGCAGUUUCAACACAAGAAGCAAAGUAUAGGACACAAGAUGUUUGUUUCCCGACAUCCAUGGUUUCUUCCUCCAAACCCAUUUGCACCACCACGUUCUAUUUUCCCACCAAACCCUUUUGCACCACCACCUUCGAUUUUCCCACCUAACCCGUUUAAGCCACCGUCUCCUUCUAUUUUCCCUCCAAAUCCGUUUCAUCCACCGCCUCCACCGAGAUUUCCUCCAUUAUUUCCUCAGCCUCCUCAUCCUCCUCCUCCGUCGAUAUUCCCUCCAAUAUUUCAUCAGCCUCCGCCUCCAUCGUUUUUCCCUCCAAACCCAUUUCAGCCUAGGCCUCCCCCCACUCCUCAUCCAUCGUUAUUCCCUCCAAUGUUUCCUCCGCCUCCGCAUCAUACUGCUCCAGCUCCUCCUCCCUCGUUCUUCCCUCCAAACCCAUUUCAGCCUCAUCCUCCUCAUCCUCCUGCUCCUCCUCCUCCAUCAUUAUUCCCUCCAAUAUUUUCUCCGCCUCCAGCUGCUCCACCUCCUCCACGACCAAUGUUUCCUCCAAACCCAUUUAAGCCACGGACUCCUCAGUCUUCUCCCGCUCCUCCUCCACCACUAUUCCCUCCAAUCAUUCCUCAGCCUUCUCCAGUUUCCCCUCCUCCUCGAUCAUUUUUCCCUCCAAAUCCAUUUCAGCCUCGUCCUCCUCAGCUUCCUCCAGCUCCUCCUCCAUCGUUUUUCCCUCCUAUAUUUCCUCCACCUCCUGUUGCACCAGUUCCAUCUCCUCCAUCGUUUUUCCCACCAAACCCAUUUAAGCCUCGUCCUCCUCUUCCCAGUACUCCUCCACCUCGCUCUCUAUUUCCUCCACUGCCGCCUAUCUUUCCAGGUCUGCAUCCUCCUCCACCACCACCUCCUCCUCCUCCCUCUCACUCUUUUUUUCCAAUUCCGCCAUUCCCAUUCUUUCCACCACCUCGUAACCCUGGCCCUCCUACUACUCCAUCUUUUUCAGAAGAUAAACAACAUACUUAA